Molecule: messenger RNA, 1411 nt
Organism: Salvelinus fontinalis (brook trout)
Lineage: Eukaryota; Metazoa; Chordata; Actinopteri; Salmoniformes; Salmonidae
Product: zinc finger protein 473 homolog
Exons: 2
Coding region: 1-1224 (407 amino acids)
Biological process (GO): regulation of transcription by RNA polymerase II
Molecular function (GO): DNA-binding transcription factor activity; RNA polymerase II cis-regulatory region sequence-specific DNA binding
Source: RefSeq, a predicted model, not a curated record
AUGUUGUUCCAGGAGAAUAUAACCAAUUGUGUUACCUUUCAGACCAAAUUAACCUCGGUUAUGGAUGUGUUAGCCAAAGCUGCGGUGGCAGAAAUAAGUAAAAUGUUCGAUGAUGGUUUUACUGUUUUACGCUUGGAAAUGUGUCGAAGAGAAAAUGAAAUCGAAGCGUUAAAAAGAAAAUUAUUGUUUAUGGAGAACGAACGGCAAAGGACGACGUCCAAAGCGCGAGAAGCAUAUUCCACAUGCUCUUUGUCUUCCAGCAGAACAGAGCAGGGGUCCAAGGGGUCUGAUAAGGAUGCUGGUGAAAGGACUUCAUUUGAGCAGACCGCGAGAGACAAAGUGUUCACACCUAAAGAUGACCAACUGGAUCCAAAUAGACCACCGCCACCUAAAGAAUCAGUAGAGGGUCUUAAUGAACAGUACAGGUCUGGCCACAAAGAUGAGAAGGGUAGUGGACUAGAAUUAGUGGUGAAGACCGAGCAAGAGGAGGAGUAUGACGUUAUUUCACUACAUACAUCAGGAAGUGAACAUGGUACAGAGAGAUCAGAUCAUCAGGAAACGGAGUUUGCCAUGGAUGACCGAGAGAGUCAUCUGUGGGCGUCUGUAUCAGAGAUCAACUGUGACUCUGAGGGUCCAGAUUGCUCAUAUGGUACGGAACAAUAUACACAGGAUCUCAAUACAGACAUACAGCUUAUUCAAAGUGCAGUGCAGGGUCUGGAUAGCGAUCCAUCAUCAGAGAUGGGGUACAUAAACAGACUAAUGAAAGAAGAGAUGCGAGCACAGUCUGUUUGGAAUGACCGAAGUAGGACCUCUACAGAUUUGGUUCAGGCACAACCAGGUCAGCACAGAGAGCAAACUAUGUACCAAGAGAGAAGGGAGGAUGGAACUACUACCAGACUGCCAUCAGACAAACAAACGCGAGCCAAUGAGAGUGGAGCAUAUUCCAACGUUUGGCUAAACAAUGUAUUCUCGUUUGCCCCAAAUGGUUUCAACUCAGCAAAAGUAGCCCCACAGGGAACCCCAGCAGGAGAGAAGCGGUUUGUUUGCACCUUUUGCGGAAAGAGCUUUGACUGGGUCAGCCACUUGGAGAUGCAUCAACGGAUUCAUACAGGAGAGAAACCGUACAACUGUGUGACGUGUGGGAGGUGUUUUGCUCAGCAGAGUAAUCUCCGCACACACCAGCGAGUACACAGGGGUCUCAGAGCAAAGCAAACAGUCUACUGAUGGUCAUCACCAUGACGAGACAAUUAAGAACAUUCUAGAGAAACCAGCUGGGGCACGCCCCACACAUUAUGAAACAACCUCAUUAACCACGUUUCCAUCCAGUUUUUAUGCGAGUAAAGUCAUACCAUAUUAAAACAAAGUCACGGCUGUGAUGUUUCAGUGCAAUUUCAUAAAUUCUGACAGAUCA